Molecule: messenger RNA, 3808 nt
Organism: Siniperca chuatsi (mandarin fish)
Lineage: Eukaryota; Metazoa; Chordata; Actinopteri; Centrarchiformes; Sinipercidae
Product: L-serine dehydratase/L-threonine deaminase-like
Exons: 8
Coding region: 164-1135 (323 amino acids)
Biological process (GO): L-serine catabolic process; L-threonine catabolic process
Molecular function (GO): pyridoxal phosphate binding; L-serine ammonia-lyase activity; threonine deaminase activity
Source: RefSeq, a predicted model, not a curated record
CCUAACGCUGAUUGGUCUGCAAGUGGGCCUCCUUUGCCAAGCCCACAGCACAAGUGGGUAUAUACUGUAAGCACUUCAGAUGCAAGAGUCAAAGAAUAAGGAAGUUUGGGAUCUUCAAUAUCUACCACAGCUUGUUAUCCUGCCACCCAUCUGAGACUGUGAAAUGAAGACCCAGCAGCCUCUUCAUGUGGCCACUCCAGUGAGGCAGAGCCUUGCCCUGACUAAAGUAGCUGGGACCCCUGUUUACCUCAAGCUGGAUUCAUCUCAGCCCACAGGAUCCUUUAAGAUCAGGGGCAUUGGGCACUUCUGCCAAACUUGGACAGAGCGAGGAUGUGAACGAUUUGUCUGCUGUUCAGGAGGAAAUGCUGGUAUGGCAGCAGCUUAUUCUGCCCGUCAGCUUGGGGUACCUGCAACCAUAGUAGUUCCAAGUGUUACACCAAACCCAACAGUGGAGAGGCUGAAGGACGAGGGUGCCACUGUGGUUAUUCAUGGCAAGGCUCUUAAUGAAAGCAUUGAAUACGGACAGAAGCUUGUGGUGAACAACCCUGGCUGGAUCUUCAUCUCACCCUUUGAUGAUCCCUUCAUCUGGGAAGGCCACACUUCUCUGGUGAAGGAGCUGGAGAAAGACCUGAGGGAGAAGCCAGGUGCAAUAGUGUUGUCGGUGGGAGGCGGAGGCCUGCUGAACGGAGUGGUGGAGGGGCUGCGUCGUGCCAACUGGGCUGACGUGCCCAUUGUAGCCAUGGAAACCAUGGGAGCACAUAGCCUCAAUGCAGCAAUACAGGCUGGGGAGCUGGUCACUUUACCUGAAAUUACUAGUGUUGCAACCACACUGGGCCUGAAGAGGGUGUCUGCACAGACUCUUAAACUGGUGAACGAGCACACAGUUUUCUCAGAAGUAGUCACAGACCAGGAGGCUGUAAAGGCUGUGGAACGCUUUGUUGAUGACGAGAAGGUCCUGGUGGAGCCUGCCUGCGGUGCUGCCCUGGCAGCUGUGUACAGUGACAUAAUCAAAAGGCUGCAGGACGAGGGCAAGCUGCCACAGCGCCUGGGCCCGGUGGUCAUCGUGGUGUGCGGCGGCAACAACAUCAGCAUGGAGCAGCUAUGGAAGCUGAAAAAACAGCUUGGUAUUAUCUAGCGUGGCCGACCACCUGGGGUCUGCCUGACCUUUCCUCUGUUCCUGCUCCAUCAGUUGGUCUCAAUCCAAAAACCCCAUUAUUCAUGUGCUCCAUAGACCGAAGCAUUCCAGACUGUGAAACACUCCUGAGCACUGAGACUGACUGAAUGUGAACUGCUGGAGGGAUUUUUUUUUUUAACCUUGUAAAAAGUUUGGUAAAGGUAGUUUUUCUUUCUUUCAGAAAAAGAAAACAAAAGUACACUGACACAUUUAGAUGGCAUUUGCAUUUGUAGUGUGUUUAGCGUGCUUGAUUUGUAAAAGUGCUUGUGUGUUGUUCUGCUUUUGUACAUGUAUUUUAAAAUUAAUACAUUUUUAUUUCUGAAUAUUCUGCCUAAAGAAUCAUUUCCCUGCCUUGACAGUUUCUUCUUCCUGACUGCAGAUGGUAUGUAAAAUACAAAUCAAACCACUUCCUCACAACAUAAGCUUUAACCAGCAGUCAAACAACAUGUGAAUGGACUUCUGGUUUAUGUUUGCUCCCUGUUUUCCUAAGAGAUUUCUAUAAGCACUGUUUUUAUAUUAAUGCUAGAGUGAUAAAUAGGUCAUGGCAAUAAUAGCUUGUCACAGAUAUAUCAUUAUCAUUGUAUGGCAGCCGAUAAGUAACAAGAAAUUGCACUACAUAAAUGCCAAAAGGUUUAAGGUAGUAAAAAAACUGUCACCAUUGAAUAGUUUGUCGAACAGAGAGCACUGACAAGUAGAUUUAUACACUGAAAAAUGUCCAGCUUAGUACGUAUCUUGGUCAUAAUUUAAAAUUAAAAACAAAACUAAGGGAACUGAAUCAAGAUUGUUGGCUUAUAUUAUGUGUAUAUAGUUUAAAAAAUUAUUAUUGGCCGGUAUAUCGGUCAGAUUUUUCUAAAGCCCAAAUAUUUAUAUCGGUAUCGGCCUGAAAAAUCCAGUAUCAUUCAGGCUGAUAAAGGGAUGUUUAAACAGUGCAAAUGUAAAGUUAUUAUUUGGGCUACAGCUUAAUUACAAUCUCUCCCAUACCAUUAAACUAUUCAUUGUACAACAAUUCAUUAAUAGCCCUGACAUCAGUAGCUUACUUUUCUAAUUAAGUUCCUCUCUCCUUAGUGAGUGGUUUGGCUGGCACAAUGGAUUCAGAAUUACAUCCUUGAGCAGCUGUGAUCCUUUACGAAGGAAUGAGUAAAUCAUAAAGUUUUAAAUUAGAGACCUACAACUUUUCAUAAAGCAGAUAAUGGAUUCAGUCAACACAGAGAGCAAUGUUUCCACAGCAAUGUAUUCCAGCCAGGUCAAGUGGCCUCUCACCACCUUAAAGGCCUUUAGGCUGCUAAAGAAGCUGUUACAGUGGGUCAGUCACAUGUCACAUGACCACAGCAGAUGUCUCCACACCUUUUAUAUACAUUGAACUUCCCUGCAUUCAAUUGGCUGAUUUGUUAGGGAUGUGGCACUUUUCUUAGUUGCUCUUGGUGUGGGGGUCAUUAAAACAAGCGUGGAGGUUCUUUAUGUCAGAAAGUGGGGAGACAGCUGUAUGUGAGGGACAGCUGAUUGGUUACUUUGAAACCAACCAGUCAACAUGCUGGAGACAUUCCUGGAAUUCCUCUUCAGUACGCUUGUAGGCUUGGUAUUAAAAUGGAAAAUUUUAUUUAAAAAAAUAUUUUAUGUUUGACUGAUGUUUUUUGUUGUUAAAUCAUUUUCUGAGAGAAUACAACCAUUGUGCAGUAACCACACUGUUGACAGAGUGACACACAACUGGUACUCCACAGUAUAGCUCAGCUGGGGGAGGUAUAUACAUAAUACAUAACUCUUAUCAACUGAGUUUGCAGCGUAACACAGAAAUAUGUGACCAGUUCACAUUUUUGCAGAUGACAUUUUUCAAACAUUGCUUCCAAAGUUGAUGGUUCCAUUUGAAUACAGCAUAUUAAAAAGGAGCUGAAAUGACAGUGUGAGUCAGUGAGGAGCAUGACUAGAGAUCCAGCAAGAACUGGCCUGGCCCAGCACUCGCUGCAUUGAAAAGGUGUCUGGUUUACAGGAAGUGGUGACAUAACCGGAGCCGGUCGUGGGACCUUACAUAAAAAGCAUGUCUUAAAAGGAGACACAACAUGCUUCACAGGCUUCAUUCAUCAUGAUCAACACUCAUUGUUAUAACAUGUAACAGGCAUAUCUGCUACACCACGCCAACACUGUUCAGUCAAGUAUACAAAUGACUCAUUUUGGGGGGGAUUUUGCAAUAAAAAACAUAAAUUUAUGAAAUGUGCUUUCCCAACCACAGUGAAUGUUUAUCUGAGCAAUAUCUCAAAGAAAAGUUAACUAAAAUAAGCACAGAAAUGUAGUAGCUGGGUCAAUAUGCAAAAUACAUAAAGCAGGACAAUGAAACAGUGUUGUACAUGAAGACAUUUCUUUAUUGUGACACAGAAAUCUCAAAUGCCAGCUGAUUCUUUACAUCUGUAUAAUCCAUUUUAGAUAUGUUAAGUUUCUGAUGUGCAGAGGUAAGACAGUAAAAGUUAAGUUAAUGCAACCAUAAAUAAUUGUAAUAAAUAUCAAGUAAAUGUACAGCACACAUUUUUUCGCAACACCUCUUUGUAUGGAUAUGUCCUUUUUAUAACCUUAUCUACUUCCCCGAGGAGGGCGUAGAAAAGAGAGCGUCCCUGUUAGCAGCGGUAUAUCACCCUUCAAAAGAAC